Molecule: messenger RNA, 4746 nt
Organism: Venturia canescens
Lineage: Eukaryota; Metazoa; Arthropoda; Insecta; Hymenoptera; Ichneumonidae
Gene: Ythdf
Product: YTH domain-containing family protein
Exons: 3
Coding region: 971-3454 (827 amino acids)
Biological process (GO): mRNA destabilization
Cellular component (GO): cytoplasm
Molecular function (GO): mRNA binding; N6-methyladenosine-containing RNA reader activity
Source: RefSeq, a predicted model, not a curated record
AAAUAUACGGGAGCACGGGAGGUCAGUGGACGUCACGCAGUUGGGUGAUAAAUUGGUGCGAGAUUUUUUUUAUUUUUCCAUUUCACCGAUUUCGUGGUGAAACAAGAGACAAAAUAGUGAAAAUUGAAAAAAAAAAAUCAACGAGGAUUUGGUUCGAAGUUUUUUUUAUGGUUACACGGAAUACGCUCGAGUGUUUUCGCUAAAUAGUCGAGGGCAAAUAAAACGUUAAGAAGAACGUUGCAGAAUUGCCGGGAGGCUCUCCUCGCGCGAGCCUCUGUGUGUGAUCUCCCAUAUAUAUCUCCCUCGUCCUCCAAUCUCUUUCUCUCUCACUCUUCCUCCCUCUUUCGUUCUUUCUCAUCUUCUCUUCACACUCUUCUUGCCGUGUACUUAUAUCGCCUCCUUGUUUUCCUGAGAAUAAAUCCUCGAAACUUACGCUCACUCCCGCGAAGCUUCUCUCAAGAAAAAAAAACUUAUACUUUUGAUGAAGCUUCCAUUGUUUUUUUUGUCCUUCUUUUUGAAUUGUUGUUCCUAUAUUCUCGAAUUCAAUUCGCGAGAUCCUCGUUCUUCGUAAUCAAUAAAACUCGUGAUUAUUUGUGCGCGUGUAAUUGAGACUAUUCUUGUGAUUCGUGGGACAAGGUUAUGUCAGCUGGAUACUCGACUGUGCUGUGGUGUGUGUCUCUGUCAAAUUAGUCCGAUCGACGUGGACGACAAGCUUACACGUUCAGCAAUAAUCGACGAUAACGCUUGCGACAACGGGCACUCGGACAAACCAAUUUUAUCUCCUUCCCCCCCUCAUAGAACAUCCCAAGUAUAAUCAAUUUUUUUUUUUCACUUCGCGGCUCCGAAGUAGCGGUUUGCCGCAUUGAUAAAAAACAAAAAAAAAACGAAAAAAAGUACGCGCGAUCUAUCGCAUUCGAUAAUUUAGCAAAACCGUAGAAUAUAAAUCAUCCCUACAUUUCCAUGCAACGGAAUGCAGCGGAUGAAAGGACAAGCCAAUAAUCAGGCUAACAAUGGUCCCAAGGAGCAUCAGCAACAGCAGCAGCAACAGCAGCAGCAUCAACAACAACAACAGCAGGCGGAUCACAUUGGGACGGGAGAAGACUCCGGUUAUGAUUCGUGGCGAGGAGGGAACAACGCGCAGCAUCAUUCUAGCUAUCCGAUUGGGACGGGUGACCCGUACAGUCCGUACUAUGCAGGAACGUCAUUUCCGUAUCAAACGUUCGGAGCGGGUGACGGUACUUGGUCGAACGGGACAGACCCCGUAGCUUUUCUGUCAGGUUACAGUGGCCAAAUAGGACACGACGGUUAUAGUAUGGACGGAAUGUUUUCGGCGAGUACGAGCGGUGGUUUUGGCACAGCAUUCGGUCAACCGACAUUCAAUUAUUUCCCGGGUAACGGAGAUUUCAGUGCUUGGAGUACACCGAGGAAGCCACGUUACGAGGACUAUUAUCCGCAGCCACGUGGCAACGAGAAUUACGGUAAUCCGACGAGCGCGGAAAUAAAGGGAAUAGAGCAAAAUGUGCAGGGACUGACGAUCGGCGGAGGUAGUGGUACAGCAGCUGGAAGCGCUGGUGGUGGUACGAUAAGUGCAGGCGGGAAUGGCAACGCGGAUGACGUUGAUAUAACGCGUCAUGAUCCGAGUCGCGUUUCAUCGGUUAUGAAGAUCGAGCCGAAAGAGCCUCGAAAAAUAACGUGGGCGAGUGUAGCGAGUCAACCGGCAAAACCUGUACCGCCUAUAUCGUCGAGCCAGGUGAUGAAGAAGAAAGCUGGUAUGCCACCUCCUCCAAUAGUACCGGGUAAGCAUAACAUGGACAUCGGAACAUGGGGUGAGGGUAAAACCAGUAUCCCACCACCCAAAGCUCCACCACCUCCGCAAAUUCAGCCUCCAGCUCCACCGCCACUUCCUGCUGUUCAGAGGCAAAGGCCACCACCACCACCCAGUUGGACGAGGCACCCGGCAACUUUGUCGCGUCCCUCGCAACCUCAGAUUCAAACCCAUCCUCACGCCCAUCAACAUUCUCAGCAGCAACCGUCGCAACAACAACCGCCUCAGUCGCAGCCGCAACCGCAGCCGCAACAACAGUCGCAAGAACAACAAUCGCAACAGAUUCAUCAACAAGCUUCGCCACCCUCGGCACAACUGGCGCAUCAUCACAGUCAUCUUGCUCCUCAACAAACCCAGCAGCAGCAUCACCAUCAACAUCCUCCUCCACCUCCACUUCCACCACCGCACCACCACCAUCAUCAUCAUCACCAUCACCAUCACCAUGAACAGCAGCAGCAGCAGCAGCAGCAACAACAACAGCAGCAGCAGCAGCAACACCAUCACCACCAUCAUCAGCAACAUCAUCAUCAGCAACAACAGCAAUCUCAUUCCCAACAAACCCAUCAAGCGCAAAUACAGCAACAACCGCAACAGGUCCCACCUUCGUCUGGACAAAUGUCCCAUCAUUCUCCUCAACAGCAGCAGCAGCAACAGCAACCUCAUCAACCACAACAACCGCAAUCACCGGGUCAACAACAAUUAGCUUCGAAUCAAGCUAUUUCUCAUCCUGUGUUGGACGAGCUCAAAGUUAAAAAUGAUUAUAAUCCCACCGACUUUGAUCAAACCGCACCAGGCGCUCGGUUCUUCGUUAUUAAAUCAUAUUCCGAAGAUGAUAUACACAGAUCAAUUAAAUAUGAGAUAUGGUGCAGCACCGAACAUGGUAAUAAAAGAUUGGAUCAAGCUUAUAGGGAUGCCAGCAGGGAUGGAUCGCCCCUUUAUCUUUUCUUCUCCGUAAAUGGUUCUGGACAUUUUUGCGGCAUGGCACAGAUGGUAUCAUCCGUUGAUUAUCAUAGCAACAGCUCCGUAUGGUCGCAGGAUAAAUGGAAAGGACAAUUUCGCGUACGUUGGAUUUACGUCAAAGAUGUGCCCAAUGGUCAAUUGCGUCAUAUCAAACUUGAAAACAAUGAAAAUAAGCCUGUGACUAAUUCACGCGACGCUCAGGAAGUGCCUCACGCAAAGGGAAUUCAUGUAUUACGCAUAUUACACACUUAUCGCCAUUCGACGAGUAUUUUUGAUGAUUUUGGACAUUACGAGAAACGACAGGCCGAGGAAGAUCAACGAAAAGGUCCACCGCCCCAUAUGUUGCAGCAGCAGCAACAGCAGCAGCAGCAGCAGCAACAACAACAACAACAACAACAACAACCGCAGCAACAACAGCCUCAUCAUCAUCCACCGCAGCAGCAACAACAGCAACAACAUUCGCCACCCCAUCACCAUCAACAACAUCAACAACAUCAACAAGGACCGUAUCAACCGCACACGGACCGUCGUCGGAACAGGGGAGGACGUUAUUCCGGCAAUGACAUGCGGGAAAAUAAUAAUCCUCAGCAACAGCAUCCUCAUCCCCAACACCAUCAUAGGGAACCUGAUGGACGCAACAGAGGACGUCCCAGUGCACCACGUCAGUAGCGGAAAAUUGAACGUUGUCGAUGCGAUAAACCCGAGGAAAAUGAAAAAACUGUUCAUAAUUGUAGGAAGAAAGAGGGGACAAGGUGUCGAAGAAGCGGAAAAAGGGAAAAGAAGGUGGAUUGAUUCCGUACCCUCGCGUUGGCUUACUUGGAUAUUUACAGAUUUAAACAAAUGGCUUCUAAUUGCAAUGGACAUAUUUGAAUGAGGACGGAAGGUCGUUAAAGGAAUUUCUGCUACGCGAUACUUCCAACAACGUUAAUCAUGAUUAUUACGCCGAAAUGAUGUACGACACUCUAUCAUUGAGUAUUAUCGAUUAUCUCGUAACGACAUAACAUUAAAUCAAUAGAAGAAAAAAGAGAUGACAGUGAGAGAGCGAGCAAGAGAAAAAAGGGACAAACGAAACGGAAAUGCGAUUUCGAAGAAUUAUCUCCGUAUACGAAAGAACGUGAUAAACGAGAAAACAAAGGACAGUAAAAGAAAUGAGGCAGAGGUUGAGGAUUUAAAAAUAAAAUGCGGCGUGUCCGGUGAUUCCGAAGUUUAAAUCAAUUAUUAAAACGAAAAAAAUGAUAAUUGAAACGAAGAAACUCGACGAAAACGACGAUAAUCAUAUACUCGAUCGCGUAAACUUCAAAGUUCGGUCAUUAUAGUAAGAAUACAAAAAAAAAAGUGCUUGACAAGACUUUUGUUAAAAAGAGGAAACAAACAGAAAAAAGGGAAUGAUUAUUAUUAAAAAAAAAUUGAUGCAAAGGUCUCAUACCUAUUUAAAAGUGUGGUGUGAAUAUCGUCUUGAUCGUAUCGUCUGUUUUCGAUAAAAUAAUGAUAAACUUUGUAGAAAUAUCACAUUGGCAAUGUUAAAUGAAUGAAACGAAUUGAUCGUGUACCAACCUUCCAUGGAGGGUCAAAACGUUUACGGAUGGGGGAUAUUGAAGAAGAGAAAAACGCAUGAAAAAAAUGGUUCGACCGAGUAUUCAGGAGAAAAACAUGUUUGAAUUUUUAGAUUGUGUGUAAUCGUGCUUGCCCUGUGGAACAAAAAAACUUUGGAAGAAUAAUGGUAAAUGGAUAUUAUUUGGAAGUCGAGAAUGAUUAUAUGAAAUUGUGAAGAUUGUUUUUCUUUUUUUCCUGUUGACGAACUUUCUUGCGUACAAGGUAGAAUAUCCUAUUCUACACAUACGACGUGGAUCGGUGGAACGUGAGAACGACGAGGCUCAUGUAUGCGUGUUGAAUAUCUGAAUAUUAACGAUUAUUAUACAGAUUAUCAUGAAAGAUUAAAAAAAGAAAAUCUGAAGAAUGAA